This is a messenger RNA of Aspergillus mulundensis, 1392 nucleotides long. Its product is annotated as MCT family MFS transporter. NCBI's taxonomy places the organism in Eukaryota, Fungi, Ascomycota, Eurotiomycetes, Eurotiales, Aspergillaceae. The transcript has 4 exons. Bases 1 to 1392 code for a protein of 463 amino acids. Gene Ontology annotation, cellular component: fungal-type vacuole membrane. The record is from RefSeq and is a predicted model, not a curated record. Gene Ontology annotation, molecular function: transmembrane transporter activity. Gene Ontology annotation, biological process: transmembrane transport.
AUGGACCCAAAGGCCCAGCUCCACGUUACCGCCAACACCUCCACCUCCACCUCCAGCUCAGGCUACGAGCUCGCCGAGCCCUCGCGGGCCUGGGCCAUCAACCGCGAGCGCCCGGCCCUCGAAACCAGCACCAGCCAUGAAACCCCCACAGAACCAACAACCCCCCUCGUCGAGCUCAACAAUGACGACUUCCCCGACGGCGGCAUCCGCUCCUGGCUCGUCGUGCUCGGCUCCUUCCUCCUGCUGAUGGCGUCCUACGGCCUCAUGAACAGCGUCGGCGUCAUCCAAUCAUACCUCGAAACCCACCAGCUCUCGUCCUACACCAGCCGCGACGUCGGCUGGAUCUCGGGCGUCUUCACCUUCGUCUCGCUAAUCCUCGGCGUGUUCGUCGGCCCGCUCUUCGACGCCUACGGGCCGAAAGAGCUCGUUGCCACCGGCACAGCCAUCUACUCGCUCGGCGUGCUGCUUACAGCGCAAUGUAGCGAGUACUGGCACUUCAUCCUGUGCUUCGGGAUCGUAUCAGGGAUCGGGGCGGCGGUGAUUUCGAACGUCGGCAUGUCGUGCAUCCCGCACUGGUUCUAUGCGCGCGCGGGGAUGGCGAUCGGGACGGCGAUGGCGGGGGCGGGGCUCGGCGGCGUCGUGUUCCCGUAUAUCCUGCGCGAGACGUGGGCGAGCGUAGGCUUCAAGUGGGGGAUGAGGGUGACGGCGCUGGUGGUCUUUGUGCUGUGUGGAUCGGCGACGUUCCUGGUGAAGAGCCGCUUGCCGAGGAAUGGGAGGCCCAAGGCGGCGUUUGAUAUUCGGUGUUUUCAAGAUGCGCGGUUUAGCUGGUUGAGUGCGGCGACGUUCUGCCUCGAACUCGUCGUCUUCGGCCUCGUCGGGAUCCUGCCCUCCUACGUCGUGGCGCAGGGCUUCAGCACCGCGUCGAGCGUGAAUCUCCUUGUCGUGCUGAACGUCUGCAACUCCAUCGGCCGCCUGGUAAGCGGCCGCGUCGCCGACAAAUACGGGCGGCUGAACGUGCUCAUCCUGCUCGUCGCGUUCGCCAUAGUCCUCAUCUUCGCAAUCCUGUACCCCUUCAGCAACUCGCUAGCGGGGCUGUACAUCUUCUGCGCGACGUACGGGUUUGUAUCCGGCUCGUUCAUCUGCCUUGCGCCUGUCUGUGUGCGUCAGAUUUCGCCGGCCAAGGAGACGGGGAUGAGGUUUGGGACGUUGUAUGGGCUUGUUGCGUUUGCGACGCUGAUCUGUAUUCCCAUCGGUGGAGAAAUGCUCGAGAAGAUCGGGGCGCAUAUGGUGGUUGUGUACCUGGGUGCUAUGCUCAUCGUUGCAGUUCUGCUGUUUGGGAUUGCGCGGUGGGCUUGCUUGGAUUAUAAGUGGGAUUGGAGGAGUAAGAUCUGA